AUGGUGAAUAUGCAGACUCUGCCGACUUCUCUCUCAUUACUGGUUUGUUCUCUCCUUCUUGCGACUACUUCUUCCGCUCUACAUGUCAGGCCUCGUCUCGAUACCUUUCCCACGCCGGUCGCGGAUCUUCCAAACGCAGCAGCACCAGCCGCCAUCACUGCUGCUCCGUCCCUCGAUAUCCUAGGCGACUUGAAGUUUGCACGGGCUCUUCCUACCAUCCCCUCAUGUGCCACUUCAUGUGUCGCCUCGGCGGUUACAAAAUCGACGGAUUGCAAACUGGGAGACUACCAAUGCGAGUGUAAUUUUGCGACUGUCAUUAAUCAAGGAGCGGCUACCUGCGUUCAAAGUGCUUGUGGAUUUGAAGGCGCUCUUCAGGCGCAGGUAGCGGGCGAGCAGCUAUGUCUCAGUGUGCUCGGGGGACUUGUUCCUUCUUCUACUCCUACCAACAAGAACAAUAGCAGUCCUAGUCCUUCACCCGGCUCUGGCUCUUCAUCUUCGAACGCAUCUUCGCCAAAACCGAGUGGCUCAUCAGGGGGAUCAUCUGGAUCUACAUCUAACUCAGGCUCCGGCUCAGGCUCGAACAAACCCAGCAAAAAGACCAAGCUCUCCGGAGGUGCCAUUGCCGGCAUUGUCGUCGGCGUUGUAGCGGGCAUCACCGCCGCAGCCGGAGCCAUCUGGAAGUUCUGUCUGACCAAGAUGAAAGGAGGAAACACUGCUGAAGGGACAGCCGCAGCUGGAGUAAAUGGAACAAAUGGAGCGCCGCCCUCUGGAGCUGCUCUCGAAACCGCCCAAGUACACUCCGAUCCUGCCAAGCCUACCGGACUUACUUCGACUACACCGCUGUCGACGACGACGACGCCGAGCGAAUUAUCUAAUAACCACCCUCACACCGUUUCGAGCGUAUCACCGCCGUAUCAAAGCCCUGUUACACCAACUCCUCCAGUGUACCCCAACGCGGCGGAGCUGUCCAACGGAUCAUGGCCGCAACAGCAGCAGCCUCCAGCUGGAUAUGGAUAUCCGCCUCCUCAACAGACCGGGCAGCCAAUGCAUGGCUAUCAAGUGCCUGGACAGCAGCAACAAUAUGCGCCAGUACAGUCCUAUCCGCAAAUGCACCAGGCAUAUCAUGAAGCUCCAGGAGCACCGCCGCCAGAAAUGGCUGGUGAUACGCAUAUUGUGCAGGAGUUGCACGGACAAACUACUUCAGGGGGAGUCUAUGAGAUGGGUCACUGA
This is a messenger RNA of Trichoderma gamsii, 1230 nucleotides long. RefSeq lists its product as hypothetical. Bases 1 to 1230 code for a protein of 409 amino acids. The record is from RefSeq and is a predicted model, not a curated record. Lineage: Eukaryota; Fungi; Ascomycota; Sordariomycetes; Hypocreales; Hypocreaceae. The transcript has 2 exons.